AUGGCCGAGAAUUGGAAGAACUGCUUUGAAGAGGAGCUCAUCUGCCCCAUUUGUCUGCACGUCUUUGUGGAGCCGGUCCAGCUGCCCUGCAAGCACAACUUCUGCCGGGGUUGCAUCGGGGAAGCGUGGGCCAAGGAGUCAGGCUUGGUGCGGUGUCCAGAGUGCAACCAGGCCUACAACCAGAAGCCCAACCUGGAGAAGAACCUGAAGCUCACCAACAUCGUGGAGAAGUUCAACUCCCUCAACCUGGAGAAGCCACCCUCCGUCUUGCACUGCGUCUUUUGCCGCCGGGGACCGCCGCUGCCGGCCCAGAAGAUCUGUUUGAGGUGCGAGGCUCCUUGUUGCCAGUCGCACGUCCAGACCCACCUGCAGCAGCCCUCCACAGCCAGGGGCCAUCUCCUGGUGGAGGCGGACGACGUGCGGGCCUGGAGCUGCCCCCAGCACAACGCCUACCGCCUGUACCACUGUGAGGCCGAGCAGGUGGCUGUCUGCCAGUUCUGCUGCUACUACAGCGGGGCCCACCAGGGACACUCGGUCUGCGACGUGGAGAUCCGCCGCAAUGAGAUCAGGAAGAUGCUGAUGAAGCAGCAGGACCGCCUGGAGGAGCGGGAGCAAGAUAUCGAAGAGCAGCUCUACAAGCUGGAGUCGGACAAGCGGCUGGUGGAGGAGAAGGUGAGCCAGCUGAAGGACGAGGUGCGCCUACAGUAUGAGAAGAUGCACCAGAUCUUGGAUGAAGACUUGCGGAAGACCAUGGAGAUCCUGGACAAGGCCCAAGCCAAGUUCUGCAAUGAGAAUGCAGCCCAGGUCCUCCACCUCAAUGAGCGCAUGCAGGAGGCCAAGAAGCUUCUCAGCUCUGUCCAGGUCAUGUUUGACAAAACCGAGGACAUCAACUUCAUGAAGAACACCAAGUCUGUGAAAAUCUUAAUGGACAGGACCCAGAACUGUACAGGUGGCAGCCUGCCCCCACCCAAAAUUGGCCACCUCAACUCCAAGCUCUUCCUGAAUGAGAUUGCCAAGAAGGAGAAGCAGCUCAGGAAGCUGCUGGAAGGUCCUCUGAGCACCCCUGUCCCCUUCCUGCAGAGCAUCCCCAUGUACCCCUGCACCAUCAGCAACUCCGGCGCGGAGAAGCGCAAGCACUCCACCGCCUUCCCCGAGGGCAGCUUCCUCGAGCCAUCGUCUGGGACUGUGGCAAGCCAGUACAUGAGCCAGGGCGCUUCAGCUGGCGAGGGGCAGUCCGCACAAGCCAUGGUGCCUUGUAGCUCCACGCAGCACAUAGUCGGACUUCCCAGCGGCCCGCAGCCAGUGCACUCGGGCUCUGUCUUCAACCCAUCUCACUACCCCAACACCACCUCAUCUCAGCAGUCUGUGCUCUCCCAGUACGGUGGGCGCAAAAUCCUCGUCUGCUCUGUGGAUAACUGUUACUGUUCCUCCGUGUCCAACCACAGCGGGCACCAGCCCUACCCGCGGUCAGGGCACUUCCCCUGGACGGUCUCCUCACAGGAGUACUCCCACCCGCUGCCACCUGCCCCCGCCGUCCCCCAGUCGCUCCCGGGACUUGCUGUGAGGGAAUGGAUUGACGCAUCCCAGCAGCACGGGCGGCAGGAUUUCUAUAGGGUCUACGGCCAGCCGUCGGCGAAACACUACGUCACCAGUUAA
Indicator indicator is the source of this 1656-nucleotide messenger RNA. RefSeq names its product tripartite motif containing 8 (gene TRIM8). The transcript has 6 exons. Bases 1 to 1656 code for a protein of 551 amino acids. The record is from RefSeq and is a predicted model, not a curated record. NCBI's taxonomy places the organism in Eukaryota, Metazoa, Chordata, Aves, Piciformes, Indicatoridae.